This is a messenger RNA of Dinoponera quadriceps, 2238 nucleotides long. RefSeq lists its product as uncharacterized. Bases 14 to 964 code for a protein of 316 amino acids. NCBI's taxonomy places the organism in Eukaryota, Metazoa, Arthropoda, Insecta, Hymenoptera, Formicidae. The transcript has 5 exons. The record is from RefSeq and is a predicted model, not a curated record.
ACAAGUUGUUGGGAUGUCGUCAAUUAUAAUUCCAUUGAUUAUCGCAGCAGUUCUUGCUGUUCAACUGUUCUCCUAUGACGAUGGCCUGCGACGCAGCCUGAAGGAACUGUCACGAAGUCUCGGCGUCAAAAAUGUCUUGAUCGCACGUAUUUGGAAAUGUAUUUUCGCAACAACAAAAUUGACAAGUGAUGCGCACAAAUUAAAGGACACUCUCGCGAUUAUGGCUUUACCGCCACUGUUUAGCUGCCAUUUCCCGACAUACGUGAAAGACUGCUCCAAUAAUGAAGUGGACGUGUUCUGGUAUCAUCCCGAAUUUACACAGAGUCGUUACCCACCGGGGCAAGAAAUAAGCAAUGCCUGUACACUUAUAUGUUUGCUUGUGGCAGUACGAAUAUCGAGGGAACACUUAUUGAUUUAUGAUGUGGAGAAAUGCCCAAGAUUAAAUGUCAUUGUCGCAGAAGCCAUGAUAGAGGGUAAUGAGACACAUGCAUGGCUCAUUGAGAAGAAACUUAUAUCGAAUCCCUAUCUGAGCACGGAGGAGGCGUUGAAGUAUGGUGGGAAAAGUUUAGACACACUGAAAGAAUGGAAGUUCAAAAUUUUCCUCGAGGAGAUAGGGACGAGUUUGUGCAAAAAUAUAAAUGCAUUUCUGCACGAAUGGUAUAAAGCCCCGGAAUCUCACAUUUUAUUUAUGCUGCUCAUCACGUGCGGACGUACCAUAUUGCUUAUAUUUCAAGAUACAUACAAGGUCACGCUGUUCGAUUCGCACAGUCACAGCACCGUUAACAACGCAAAUCGUGGAUUAGCCAUCGCUCAGGCUCCCAUCGAUAAAUUGGAAUCAUUGUGCGACUGGUAUACUCAGGAUGUAUUAAAAAAUUGCUACAAUAUACAGGCUAAUAAGUACGAAUUAGCUUUCUUAUAUUCCUGCGGACACUCGUGCGAAUGCCACAGCUGUUACAAAGUAUAACCGCAUCCGUCUAUAUUUCUUUUCUUCUCGAACUGGCCAUAAAGAGAGAAUUACAAAGAAAACUUAUUCUUUACGUAGAUGCACCAUGCCGAAGCCCGCAAUAGUCGACGAUGUUAUCAUCACCGUGCCUGCCUAUGUCGUUAGCGGAGCUCUCUAUUUAAACGCAUACAACUGUAAUACACAGGAAAUACAGUAUACACUCAUCCCUUGCAGUUCAUCUGUCUUUGAACAAACCGAGCGUGCGUGUGCUGAUUAAGACCGAUGUAUUUAUUUACAUUAUGUACAAUUGAUCUCUCUAAGGCUAGUUAAAACGCUUCAUUGUUUACACAAUGCUGAAACUAUUAGGGAAAUAAUUUGAUUUAUCUUCGAGAAAAGAAACAACAUCGAACUUCAAACAGAGAGUGUCCCGUAAAACACACACACCGUAUAGAUAUUUCUCUAAUGAGUGAGUUUAGCAUUGCGCAAACAUAUCCCACUGGCGAUAUGUCGACUACGUCGUAUUAGUAAGCUUAAUACUAAUCCGUAUCUGUUGAGAUUUACUCCCUUCGGUUAUGUUGUCUGUCCCUUUCUCUCUUUCUCUCUCCGUCUCUUUCAUUAUGCUUAUAAAAUAUAAUCAAAGACGCGUGGACGAUACAAUUUUACUCGAAAGUAGUUUCGUUUUACACCCUCGUAACAUUGUAUGUAUAAGUAGCUACAAUAUUUUGAUUUCUCUUAACAAUUAACUUUCAAUUCGCGUUAAUGUAAUUUGUUUUUUUUUUUACACACCUGCAUGAUUUCCACGUAUCUCGUAUAAAGAAAAUCAUUCGCAUGGAUCGUGGAGACAAAUAUACGUCGCUAAAUUCGCAUGAUAAUGAUUUAAAUAAGGGAAUAAUCAAACGUCGCGAAGUAACCAUGACAAACUCGAUAAGAGAAUCAAAUCUGUUUAUGCCAUAAUUAUAAGUAACGUCUUUAUGUACUAUCAAUUCAACAAAUAAACGCAGUUAAUUAUGUCGUACGAUUACACACAAGUGAAGAAUUUAUCGUUCGAAUUUAUAAAAACAGAAACUUAAAUUUUUACAUCACUUAGUAAUGAUAAAGUUUCAAAAAGCAUACUACAAAUAUAUCAUUAUUUUUUAAUGAACAAAAAUUUCGUUUUUUGUUCUGCCACCGGAUUGAGUAUAAAAGAUAAGUAUAACGGUGCCAAGAUAUUGUAUAAUGUCUAAAAUACAAAUUUCUUUCUCUUUUUAUUCCCGUGUAUAUUUUACAAGUAUAUUUAUGUGUUGUAUGUGUGUGUA